CAUACACAAAAAAAUUUUUUUUCUUUUGAUAAAAAAUUAUCCAACGAUUAAAAUUUAUUAUUUUAUUUGAAAUAUAGUGAUUUUUUUUUGUGUUUUAAUUAUAUACUACAACGAAAAUGUCAAACAUAAAAUGUAACGCUAAAGAACGUAUAAUAUUAAACUAUGAAACAUUUCGAUCAACGCUAACGGCAUAUCCUGAAACGAUGCUCGGCACAAUGUUUGAAGAACGAAAUAAAUCAUUAUUGCAUCCAAUAAAUGGUAACGAAUAUUAUAUUGAUAGAAAUGGUCGAUUAUUUUAUUGUAUAUUACAAUUUUAUCGAACCGGAAGAAUCCCAUCUGCAGACCAAGUGAAAUGCUCGAUACCUAUAACGCAAGAAGAACUUGAUGCAGAAUUAGAUUAUUUCAUGAUACCUCGACCAAAACGUUUAUUAUCAAAAAAAUGUACCAAUAAUAAACAAACUGCUCAAUUAUCUUUAAGAAGUCGAACAAUAGCUGCUGAAUUAGAUGAUCUCGUUACAUCAUUAAAAACAGCGAUUAAUCGAGCGAUAAUAUAUUUUCAAAAAAGAUUUAUAAUGUCAAAGGGGGUUGGUUUUAAUAUAACACUCGAAAUUUCUUUUUAUGCGUCAGAUCGUAUGCAACCCUCAAUUACCGUAUUACCAACGAUAAUAGGAAAAUCUCCUGUGCCAUUAAUAGCAGAAGUUAUAAAUAAACCUGCAUUUGGUACAAGAGCUUAUGUAUUAUUAAAUGGUUUUGGUGAUAAAAUUGGCGAACAUUUAGAAGAAUCUUAUCCGGGAUUAUGUUGGGACCUUAAUUGGUUUGAAUAUUAUAAUGAUUCCGGUUCUUUAGAUUCCAAAUAUCGUGUGAGAAUACAAAUAUGCGAUGAUUUCGAUUACGAAGAAAUAAUUAAGAAUUGUUGUUUAUCGGCUACUUCGUUAAAAUAUAGUUACUACUAACCUUUAUUCCCUUUUCGUCGGGAUAAUUUUUAUUUCGUAUUUUUCGUCACACUCCAAACGAAUCGAUAACUGAGGAAAAUCACAGAUUAUGUACAAAAUAUUUUAAGAAUUCUCAUCGAAUUUUUAUUGUAAAUAAUAUGACUAUAAGAAAAAAAAAAAAUAAAUAAAAAAAAUAAUUAAUUAUUUAAUAAAUAAAACAAGUAAAAUAAAC
Messenger RNA from Rhizophagus irregularis DAOM 181602=DAOM 197198, 1164 nucleotides. NCBI's taxonomy places the organism in Eukaryota, Fungi, Glomeromycota, Glomeromycetes, Glomerales, Glomeraceae. The record is from RefSeq and is a predicted model, not a curated record.